Messenger RNA from Coccinella septempunctata (seven-spotted ladybird), 905 nucleotides. RefSeq names its product deoxycytidylate deaminase-like. Lineage: Eukaryota; Metazoa; Arthropoda; Insecta; Coleoptera; Coccinellidae. Gene Ontology annotation, molecular function: zinc ion binding; dCMP deaminase activity. The transcript has 3 exons. The coding region runs from base 83 to 541 and encodes 152 amino acids. The record is from RefSeq and is a predicted model, not a curated record. Gene Ontology annotation, biological process: dTMP biosynthetic process; dUMP biosynthetic process. Gene Ontology annotation, cellular component: cytoplasm.
CUUAUCUCCCACUUAAAUAAUAAUAUAAUAAUAAAUAUAACAUCCCUGAUUUCAAACUAGAAAAUAAUUCCUCUUCAACAAGAUGAGUUCUGGCCAGUUCGAUAAUGAAAGGUCCCCAGAUGACAAUUUCAUGAAGCUAGCUGUUGUAGAAUCCAGAAAGAGCGAAGACCCGGUCACAAAAGUGGGCGCUUGUAUUGUUAAGGAAAAUAAAAAAAUUGUUGGUAGAGGUUACAAUACAAUGCCCAAUGGAUGUGAUUUUCCGUGGCAUAAAAAACAGCCAAAUGAAGUGGAUAACAAAAAAUAUUACGUAUGCCAUGCAGAAUUGAACGCAGUGCUAAGUGCUGAAACUAUUGCAGAUCUCAAGGAUUGCACUAUCUACGUAACUCUGUUUCCAUGCAAUGAAUGUGCGAAAAUAAUAAUUCAAGUGGGCAUCAAAGAAGUCGUUUAUUUGUCAGACAAGUAUAAGUACAAAAAUCAUACUAUAGCUUCAAGAAGAAUGUUGGACGCUGCAGGAGUCAAAUAUCGCCAACACUUGUUAUAAAAAAAAAGAAUAUAGAGACAUAUCUAUAUAUAAAAUAAGAUUUCUGAAAUAUUUCACUUCUUUCAAAAAUUACUUACUUCAGCCACUCUUGACACGCUUCAUUAUUGCUAUAGAGCACCAUCUUUAUGUUCAGAGCCUCCGCCUGUGGUUUUGACUGCAGAUUUUCAUGACUAAUGAAUAAUUGCUUAUUAAUCACAAGUGAUUUAUGAAUGUAAUCAUGGAUGGACCGCAGUUGGAAAUAAUAUUGAACGAUUUUAUUCUUACACAACUACGCUUCAACUUUAUAUUGUAGUAUAUACCUAUUAGCUAUUAUCUCCAUAUCUAGUAUCCUUGCACGUUAUAAGAAAUAAACUGUUUUAUGUUU